AGAGCAAGCCACAGAGCAGCUCAUCAGAUGCACACAAAGAAGAUAGGAUAAGAUUUCCUCUGAGCGCCUUACUUCCACACUCCAGUAAAUUAUAUCCUCCUUAUCAACUUGCAUUCAUUCUCCGAAAACUAGCAUACCAUUCAAGAUGGCUGCAUUAACAACCCUCUUCACCACCAUGCUGAACACCACCUUCUUAAACCGCCACCAACCUGUUGUCACCAGUCUCCGAGCCAACACUGGUAAAUCCCUUUUCGGGCUCAAGUCAUCCGGACGAGGCCGGGUGACUUGCAUGGCUUACAAAGUGAAGCUGAUUACACCAACAGGUGAGCAUGAAUUCGAGUGUCCAAGUGAUGAGUACAUUCUCGACUAUGCUGAAGAGAAGGGAAUCGAUCUUCCCUUCUCUUGCAGAGCAGGGUCAUGCUCUAGUUGUACAGGAAAAGUUGUUUCGGGCUCGGUGGAUCAAUCAGACCAGAGCUUUCUUGAUGAUGAACAGGUGGAUGCGGGUUAUGUUCUCACUUGUGUGGCUUAUCCUAUCUCUGAUGUAACAAUUCAAACCCACAGGGAGGAGGAUCUUUUUUAAAUAUUUAUUCUUAUGUCCUGAUAUCCUUUGUUACACAAUUCAUAAUCUUCUGUUUGGUUUUUGAUUA
Daucus carota subsp. sativus is the source of this 647-nucleotide messenger RNA. RefSeq names its product ferredoxin, leaf L-A-like. The coding region runs from base 146 to 580 and encodes 144 amino acids. The transcript has a single exon. Lineage: Eukaryota; Viridiplantae; Streptophyta; Magnoliopsida; Apiales; Apiaceae. Gene Ontology annotation, biological process: electron transport chain. Gene Ontology annotation, cellular component: chloroplast. Gene Ontology annotation, molecular function: electron transfer activity; 2 iron, 2 sulfur cluster binding. The record is from RefSeq and is a predicted model, not a curated record.